GGUUACUCUCGGAAACGAUGGACACCGUUACUGUUGCGGUGCUGCAGGCCCUGCAACCAUCAAAGGCCGCGACGAAGCGGCCGAGCUUGUUCGAGCAGUCUCUCCUGCCAGCCAGCAUUGCCGACGGCGACUCGCAGCAUCUGUCUGACCCUGCUCUCCCUCCGACGGUCCGGACGCUCUCAGCACGCAAAUCGGCACGUCUGACUGAGAUCCUCGUCAAGGAGAUACAGGACCGGGUGCUCGGCCCAGACAAGGACCAUCAUGCAGACGACAAGCGGCACAGCGUGGCCACUCGGCCAUCCGUCGGCGGCGAGAUCCCCUCUCUCGCGCAGCGGAGGAGCGUCGGCAAGAGAGCGACGCAUGCAUCGCUCAUCAGUGCAGCCACAUCCCAUGGGAAGCGGCAGUCGAGAGGGGACUCCCUUUGGGUGUCGCAGCGGGCCUCAGUCUCCUCCACUUUGGCAAGAGACGAGGCUCAGCCUGGCGAGGAGGGGAGCGGUGAAGAUGCCCAAGGUGCCGAGGAGCGGCGGGUUGAUGAGGUGGAGGCAGGCUCAAGCCGACUUUUUGAGAUAUUCGCUCAAGUGGCGGAGGAGACAUCCACUGAAUGCAGAGUGAGCCGGCAAGAGACAUGGAGAGAUGAAAUCCGCAAGAGGCGUGUUUCUGUUUGUAGGAGCGGGGUGACCUUCUGCGGCAGCUGAUGAACAGCCUCUCCCGGAUGUUUGAUGAGCUGAUUAUGUCGGUGCGAUCGCUGAACAAGGAGAAGAGGGAGCUGUUGCAGGACCACAGCAGCAGAGCAGACGAGCUGGCGCGGACCAAGGAAAUGUGCGACAACCUCUACUCCGUCAACCAGACUCUAAAGAAGGAGCGAGCGACAAUGACCCUCACGCUCACCCGCGUGGAACAAAAGGCAGGCAGGCCACACGAGGCCACCCCUACCGGCGUUGAACUGUCUGUCAUGCUUGUCUGUCUGUCUGUCUCGUGUGUGCAGUAUGACGAGGGCCAGUGGGAGAUAGGCGAGCUCAUGGCCUCCCUACAGGCAGCAAGGGUAUGCAGACAGCCAUCUCCAUCACAUAAAUAUAUGUGCAUCCUCGUUCCUGUCUCGCCUCUGGGUUGGUUAGGAGGAGGCUCGCGGCUUGCAGGCGGCGCUCAACCUCUCCCUGGCAGAGAAGGAGGCCGCCCGACGAGCGGCCGUCGACGUCGGCACCGACCCACUGAUGCCAUUCAGCAGCUUCACCACAUCCUUGGUGCCGCCAACCGCCACUCUCCCAGUGCUUGACGAGGCCAUGCCGGACAUCGUUCCACCGACAUCGAUGCCGUCCAUUGAGAUCCCCGCUUUCGUCAGCCCUGUAUACGACACAGAUGACGGCGAAGAGGAGCAGCAGCGGCCCACUUCUGGCGCACCAGAGGCUCCUAUCGUCGAUGCUGAUCGCUCAGCGGGAGACCGCAAGGAGGAUGUCCGAGAAGAGGCCCCAGGUAUGCACGAGGACAGCACCAUGGUGGAAGCACCCCCUGCUUCUGAGGACACCGUCAAGGAGACCCAGCAAAGGACUCUCGCCCAUCAAGUGGUUGAAGCGAUUGUGAGCCACGUGCUGGAGACACUUCCUCUGCCAGCAAAGCCUGCAGCUUUGGCCGAUGGGGGAGCUCAGACAGCAUCUGUGGAACUGCCAUCGCUCCCCGACGGCAGUAGUGGGCUUAUCGACGAGCGCAGGGGCAGCCCCGAGAUUAUUGCUGAGGCGCCGAUCAGCCAUGAAGAGGGAGAGGAUGAACAUCAUGAGACAGCCGCGGCAUCACAUUUUGCCGCCGAGACACAGCGGGAGACUGAACCAGGCGUGGAGGCGGAGGCUGCCGCAGAGCAGCCAGCUGCCCCGGCGCGUGCAGAGCCCCCUCAGGUGGACCGGUUUGCUCCGAGAGUGCCAGCAGAGGUGCCAGCUAUAGCUGCUGCUUCAGAAGAUGCAGGAGACAUAUCCCCUGCGAGGGUUGAGAGGAGUCCUGUAAGGCGACCCAUUUCCCACACACUUCCAGCAGGUAUUGGUGGCGGGAUAGAUGUCGACGAGGCGGAUGAGCUCUCGGCUGUUGGAACCGAACGACAAGCUAUCAGCGAAGUCCAAGGGGAAGGGCGAGCCAUCAGCGAGACUGAAGGGCAGGCUAUCAGCGAGAUGGAAGAAUCUGCUGUAAGCGAGAUGGAGGAAGCUGAGGAGGAGCAUUGGGCGACUGAGCCCUCAAUCCAGCCAGCCACCGCUGUGCCACCACUCAGCCUCCCGGCCGUCUCAGGGCGCCCCGCCCAAGCCACCGUCAAGCCACCUGCAGAGAAGAGGAGACCAACUGAAGAGGCCAUCUCCCCUGAUGAGAAGACCCGGGCCCUAGAGCGCGUCAAGAAACGUGUUAAGGAGCACUCGGUCAAGAUCGUUGCCCACCCAGACGUUCCCAGCAGCAGCGCGCCCAUGACCAGCCGUUCUGCUAACGAGAGCCUUCACGCAGCCCGUAUGGGUUGGACGUCUCAGGGCUGGGACGACCUGGACAUCGAGAUGCAGUCGGAGACCAUGAGGCGGCCGCUGAAGAUCGAGGUGUCCAUUGCGCGGGGGCCUGGGGUGCACAGCCAGUUCACGCUCCAUCGGCCCUCGCGCGAAGAGGUCUGUGAGGCUUUCACGAUGGCCACGCACAGGGGGGAGGGCGACACGGUCCCAUCAGGGCAGCGAGCCCUUCCCGCCCUCCCCACCAACCUCACGACCGCAGCGGAUCAGCUCUUCAGCUCGAGCCUGAGGAGUGGCCUUCACGUGUCGCCGAGGCCGAGCGCCCCGCCCUCCCCUGGCCGGACAUCUGCUGGGGGGAAGGGGGAGAUCUCGAUGCUGAAGCUUGACAAAUUGGUUGCUCUGAUUAACCAAAUCUUUGAAGCAAGAAGCAACCAGGAGGCCAGGUGAGGGCUGGGAUGGGGGAGAAGGGGGAGUGCAAUGAUGCCUGACUGAUGUCGUCGAAAUAGGCUGCCCACUGCUCGCCCUCUCCCGCCCUUCGCCCAGUUCGUGGGUAAGUAAACAAAGGAACGGCAGACUGGUCGCCUGUCACAGUGGAUAUCUUUUGUGUGUAUGAUGGAUGCAGGUAAUUUCUUCAAGACGAAGCACGGGUCCCUCCCUGCUGUGCUCGAAGAGAAAAUCAAACAGCUCAGGCAGUCUGUCCAGCAACACUGCCUCGCACCAAACGCUGUACGCCACCAAAACAAGUCAGUCUCCCGAUUUCACACAUGGAAUGUGUUCCCUUCCUGUGUGCAGCACCCUGUGAUAAGACACUUCCACGACUUUGUGGCUCGGUCGUCCACAGCCGAGGUGACGGUGUAUCUGUGGCUGCGGCGGCUGGUGAGGCGGCUGGCCGUCAGCCCGCAGACCUUCACUGGGCCCCCGCCAGUGGAGAGCUUCAAGCCGGGCACCUCACACCCACACAAGGCCGUCUCGUCCGUCUGGGACAGCGAGAGCGGCAGCCCCACCUCAUCCCCCGUCUCGCCCACGUCACCCGACCAUGCCAAUGAGCCACCCUCCCUGGCUCAGGUGACGGCAGACGCUCAGGAGAUGAUGCGAAUCAAGGCCUUGGAAUACGAAGCUGAGGGAAAGGGAGAGACACAUGAGGGCGAGGCAGCAGCGGUUGGCACCGUGGUGCCGGUUGCGGCAGCGACGCGGGCAGUGGCCAUCAUGUUUGGGUCGACGCCCCUGCACGCCAUCGUGCUUGGCAUCCUGUCUGGCCAUGGCCAUGGCCACGCGCAGGGAGAGGCUGCGGGCGCUGGUGCGGGUGUGCCGCUGGAUGUGGUGCUCGACUUGUGCAUGGAGGGGUGGCGGGCCAGCAAGGCCGCUGAUGACAGCGACGCAUUCGAACUCGCCACCAGUGCAUUCGCACGGGUAAGUAAGUCAGGAGGCACAAGGCAUACGAGACAGACAGGGCCGAUAGAUACACACGAACGCGGUGAAUGCCUUUGUCUGUCUCGUCCAUAGGUCGAUCGUUACAGCCGCGGUCUGCUGUCUCCUGGAGAGCUGAUGCAGGCCCUCGCCAUUCUGCCGGUGCAGCUAGUGCCGCCGCAGCCCUUGACGGAGUCCCACCACGACAUGAGCCACUUCACGACUGCCGUCCAGGCAGCUAUGGCCAAGAUGCCGCCCGUCAGGGUGGCAGUCAAGGCCCCCGCAGCAGCAGGAGCAGUGGACAGCAGGGCGGCGGAUGAGGUCAUUGAGUGUCUGUUGGGGCUCUUCCAGCAGCUGACCCCCACACUGAACCACUUCCUUAACGCACUCGUACACAGCGAAAGGAGCGGCGACGUGGUAUGGUAUGCCCACAAACACCAACAGACAGACAGACAGGGAGAGACAUGCUCACUCAGCUCACAUCCACACACAUACCAUACCACAUACAGGUGUUCUGCCGGGAGCUGUCCCGCCAUUCGAGAGCCUUCACUUUGGCAGUAAGGGAGCGGGACGUCUGUGAGGCCCUGCGGAGCUUCCGCCAGCUGCUGAUCAAUCUGCUGGCCUUCCAGAGCGACCACCAUGUGGAGGAGGGUGUGGUGCCGGUGAGGGAUGAGGUCAUGCGGGAGGCCUCUGGGCUGAUAUCGGUGUUGAAAGCCAUGUGGCGCCAGAGCAGGGAGUGGGAGAGCAGUGGGAGGGGCGGCCGCACCAUGGGGGCAUACGAUGAGGUGCUGGAGACGAUGCCCAGAUGAGAUGAUGGAGUAGCUAUACUGUUGGCAUAGUGGGUUUGGCUUUGGUGGCGCGGUGUGUGCAGUCCAGUGCACGUGUGUGCGUGUCGGUCAUCGGUCAAUGUCUGUCUG
Vitrella brassicaformis is the source of this 4792-nucleotide messenger RNA. The record is from the annotation of a GenBank genome assembly. NCBI's taxonomy places the organism in Eukaryota, Vitrellaceae.